UACAUCAAUAAUUUUGAGCGUCCUGCGUUUACGUUCCUUUUGUCAAAUAACUGUCACAAUCGCGUUACGUGUAUUUUUUAAUCAACAUGGAUGGUGAUUAUUACUCCACUGUGUAUACAUGGUUUGAGAAAUGUGGGAUUAUAUCUAACAUCAGAACGCACCUACGUCAAAACUUGGUGAACGCUUUGAAGCACAAGGACCUGACUCUGUGUAAGACUAGAGAGGCAAAAUCAGCGAAACAGUAUGUUUACGAUAUGUUAAUAGCCGAAUAUCUGUUUAGUCACAAUUAUUCCUUCACCCUGUCGAUAUUUGCUAGCGAAGUACCGCUCUUGGUAAACUUUUGCAACAGUGUACCACAACGUUCCUCUAGUGACAAUGACAGAGGUGGUUGUAGCAAUAAGUUACAAAGCGAUUACAUAGUGCACACUCUGGAAACAUUGGGCAUUGAUCCAAACAGGCCUGAGGGCCAGCAUAUUAUAUCGAAUUACAUGAAUACCGAAGCACCGUUGCUGCUGUCCAUCCUAAGCUCCAUAGCUUCGCUCAUGAUCAACACUCAGUCUUCGAUUAAGAGUCUCUUGUAUGACAAGGAAACGCAAGCUAACUUAGUUCUGGAAACAAACUUUGCAGAAGUGACAAGAAUGCGUGCAGCCAAGAAGAAAAUUAUGCAACAGAAGCAAAUGUAUGAUGAGGAAUUGAGGACAAAGGAGAGCAAAUUGAAACAGCAAGUUUCCACUAUGAAACAUCAAUUUAAUUCAUUAAAUGCAAAAGUGGUAGAGGCCCAGAAUUUAAUGCAAUCUUUGAUACUGAAAGAAAAGCAGCUGAAUGAAGAGAAAGACAGUAAUGCACAAUGCAUCUUGCGGAAGGAGAUGGAGUUAUCCAUGAAACAAAAUUUCUUAACACAGGAAGCUAACAGAUUGCAGAGAGAACGGGAUAGUUAUAAGAAAUUUGAAGGCGGUUUGAAGAAGCUGCAACGGGAGCUCGUCAAAAUGCAGAAGGAGAUGCCACAAAGCGCGAUGAAUCAGUGCGCUCAGAAUAAUGUCAGGGACAUUCACGUGCAAACUGAUCUGGAAAUUCGCGCGAUAAUAGAUGAAUGUAGAAUUCUGCAGCAGGAGAAGCUGGAAUUGACGAAUCUCGUGCAGGAGCAACGAUCGAGGAUAGAGGAGAUCACGCUGCGUAGCGUGCAAUUGUCGCGCCAACUGGAGGAAGCGCGUACGAUUGGCGUUGAAAUACCGGUUCCCGUGACUCAAACGAACGCGACGAUCGUCAGCGAGAGCAGCUCCACGGAGGAUAUUCUGCAGGACGCGAAGAUGCGACUGAAACGCCUAGAAGAGGAGAGCUUGAGAGCUGACAAACACUUCUCCAAUUUCAUCAACCCUUCUUAGCAAUGGAGCAUUCCAUAAAAUAUUUAUAAAAUUAAUUUAUUUAUUUACGAUUAUCGACGAUUUUUGCGAAUGCACUUGACGCACAUCAUGCAUCUGCGUGAUCUCCGUCCAUCCUUGAAAGAAAGAAAAAAAAGACUGAAUUGAAAAACAUGUACCAAAAAUUAUCGGACAUUUAGAUAAUUUAUUUUCUAUAAAAUUGGAUAUUUUUUUAAAACAUUAAUAUACAAAUUAUCCACUAUCUUUUUUUUGCUUUAUUUCGAAUUCUACGUUCAUUACAUGCAA
Molecule: messenger RNA, 1664 nt
Organism: Camponotus floridanus (Florida carpenter ant)
Lineage: Eukaryota; Metazoa; Arthropoda; Insecta; Hymenoptera; Formicidae
Exons: 4
Coding region: 87-1382 (431 amino acids)
Molecular function (GO): protein binding
Source: RefSeq, a predicted model, not a curated record